ACGAGAAACCGUGCGAGCGAGAGAGAAAGAGUGAGCGUGUGUAUGCCCAGAGUCAGCAGUGAACACACACAAAGUCUACAAGCUUACAUCAACAAGAGAGCGUGUGAGGCAGAGCUGACCACUGGCAACUCUGAAGAGUGACACAGAGAGGAAAGAGACACGGAGAGAGAGACAGAGAAGAAGAAACAGCAACAGAGGAAGAGAAGGACCGACAGACUACCAGCCUUCCACUGGUUUUGCCCUCUACACUCCCCAGUCAUGAUCCCUUGGGUCCUUCUGCUUCUGUGGAUCACUGGACAUGGGACAGAUGCCAUGUUUUCCCAGCAGCCACAGGACCUAGUGGUGGUUGCAGGCCAGCCUGUGACGCUACCAUGCACUAUCCCUGGUUACCAUGGCGUAGUUCUGUGGAUCAAAGAUGGCCUGGCGCUGGGAGUUGGCAGAGACCUCUCUGGCUAUCCUCGUUACACAGUGAUUGGCGACCACGGUUCAGGAGAGCAUCAUUUGCGGAUCCAGCGUGUCGAGCUGAUGGACGACGCCGUGUUUGAGUGCCAGGCUGUCCAGGCUGCCAUGAGGUCCCGUCCUGCCCGUCUCACUGUGCUGGUUCCCCCAGAGGACCCAGUCAUCAGUGGAGGGCCGGUGGUGAGCUUAAAGGCAGGUGACCCACUCAAUCUAACAUGCCAUGCUGACAAUGCCAAGCCAGCAGCCUCAAUCAUUUGGAUCCGCAAUGGAGAGGUCCUCAGUGGGGCCAUGUACUCCAAGACCUUGCUCCGGGAUGGUAGAAGAGAGAGCAUCGUGAGCACGCUCUACCUAUCGCCUUCCAACAUCGAGACAGGUCAGCAGAUCAUCUGUAAGGCCUCCAACAAGGCAGUUCCCAAUGGCAAGGAGACCAGUGUCACGAUUGACAUCCAGCAUCUCCCGCUUGUCAAUCUCUCAGUGGAGCCUCAGCCUGUUCUGGAGGGCAACCUUGUGAAAUUCCACUGCUCUGCAAAGGCCAACCCUCCUGUCACACUCUACAGGUGGGCCAAAGGAGGAAGUAUGAUCAAGGAGGUCUCUGGAGACACGUAUGAGGUUACUGUGGACCACUCCUUCUUCACAGAACCCGUUUCCUGCGAGGUUACCAACCCUCUCGGCAGCACCAACAUCAGCCGCAAUGUUGAUGUUUACUUUGGUCCUCGCAUGGCUGCGGAGCCUCAGUCCUUGCAAGUGGACCUUGGAUCUGAUGCUGUGUUCAACUGUGCUUGGACAGGAAAUCCCUCUCUUACCAUUGUGUGGAUGAAGAGGGGAUCAGGAGUGGUUCUUAGCAAUGAGAACCUCCUGACACUGAAAUCUGUGAGACAGGAGGAUGCUGGGAAAUACGUGUGCCGCGCUGUGGUCCCACGUGUAGGAGCGGGGGAGAAAGAGGUUUCUCUCACUGUCAAUGGGCCACCUACUAUCUCCAGCACACAGACUCAGCAAGCUUUACAUGGAGAAAAAGGACAAAUCAAAUGUUUCAUUAGAAGUACACCUCCUCCAGACCGCAUUGCUUGGUCAUGGAAGGAAACCGUGUUGGAGUCUGGAACAUCCGGCCGCUACACCGUAGAGACGGUCACCACAGAAGAAGGAGUAAUCUCCACACUGACCAUGAGUAACAUUGUUCCAGCUGACUUCCAGACCAUCUAUAACUGCACCGCGUGGAACAGCUUUGGCUCUGACACCGAGAUCAUACGCCUUAAGGAACAAGGUGGGAGCCAAGAAUCUCUCCCAGUGGCGGUGAUCAUCGGCAUUGCUGUGGGAGCUUUUGUGGCCCUUAUUGUCCUCAUGGGCACCAUUGGAGCGUUCUGUUGCACCCGCUCCCAGAGAAAGGAAGCGCACCUGGUUAUGCCCUCACUGCCCGUCUCCAUCUGUGCUCACCAGAGAGAACUUGCAAGCAAAAUUAAGACAGAAAAUCUGAAAGGAGUUGUGUCGGCGAAAAAUGACAUCCGGGUGGAGAUUGUACACAAAGACCACAAUGCAGCAAGAGAAAACGAAGAGCACACCUCCAUGAAACAACUGAUGGUGGAAAGAGGAGAGUUCCAGCAAGAAUCUGUUCUGAAGCAGCUAGAGGUAUUACAAGAGGAAGAGAAGGAGUAUCAGCACAUUAAGGACCCCACAAAUGGCUACUACAGUGUUAAUACCUUCAAGGAGCAUCACACACCCACCAUGGCAGGGAAUCAGCCCACUGAGGUGAGGAACCCCACCAACACAGGUACCCUGGGCAAGCAGCGAGUACCGACAGGCAUGUCCUUCACCAACAUCUACUCCACUCUGGGAGCAGGUCCCAACCGUCUGUAUGACUACAGCCAACGCUUCGUGCUGGGCAUGGGCAGCAGCUCCAUUGAGCUAUGCGAGCGGGAGUUCCAGCGCGGCUCACUCAGCGACUCCAGCUCCUUUAUCGACACGCAGUGUGACAGCAGUGUCAGUAGCUACAGCAAGCCGGACGGCUACGUGCAGUUCGACAAAGACAGCAAGGCAUCAGCCUCCUCCUCCUCCCAUUAUUCCCAGUCCUCCUCGCAGAACUCAGACCUCACACGGCCCCUCCAGAAGCGCAUGCAGACCCACGUCUGACCAGCAGGGAGGGAGGGUGUUUGGACGGGGAUGUAACAAGCAGCAAGGAUUUUAAAACUGUGAAUGAAUCAGCUCCCAGGAUCUCCUAAAGUAACUGUGUUACUGUGUGUUUCCUCUGGUUGCCUCGAGAUGCCGGGGCUGGCUUUAACAGGCUGUGUGACUUAUUUAGACUUCUCAAUGUCCCAAAAGGUGGAUCAAGAAGCCUUAUAUUCCUCAUGCUUAACUCAUCAACCACCUCCUUUUUUAAACCCAUAAUCAGAAUUGUGCCACAGAGAGGUUAUUUGCCAACACAGAGACAACACAACUUUGGAAUCGGAACAUUCAAUACUGGGUUUUUACAGUGGGAUUGUUAACAGAUUGGAGGGCAGGAAUACAAGGCUUUUGUGAGACAAUCAGUUCCCCUGGCAAAGACUGUUUUUGCCUUUUGAAGAUUGUCAUUCAGAAAAACUGGCAUUGUUAUUACGAGGGUUGAAGCACUCAGCACGAACGGCAUGAUAAUGAGUGCAAGCCAAUGUCCUGCUGCUCUCCUGUAGUUUGAAGCACAAAAAUGAAUGUGCACAUGUUUUUAGUUGUUAAAAUGAUAAUUCUACCCUCUUCUCACCCUUUCCUUCAAACACUGUAUGUUAAGCUUGGCUUGUUGAAACUCGCCUCCUGUGUAGGUGGAAGAAAACUUUUUCCAUGUGCCCACAGACGUCUCAAGUGUUGAAAAGAAUGGCUGUUUUUUUUCUCUCCGCAGUUGUAUCUGGGCCACCGAGCUGAGCAGAUAAAAAGGGGCUGAGAUCUCAUUUUAAAUCCCUGAGUCAUUAUUUUACUUUGACACUCUGCGAUAAAAGAAUAUCAAUGUACAGAUGUGACUGCAAUUUCUUUUCUAGCAUCUAAUUUCUGACUCUAAUUUCCCUCAUGGAGGACUCUAAAUGAGACAUGAGCGCCUCUUCUUUUCCAUAUCUUCUUUGCCUUGAGGGUCUAUAUGAACUGUGUCAAUACAAACUUUGACUAACUAAGAUAGACGUACACUAUCAGCUCUUCUGUUGAUGGGGAGCUGCAUCGUCCAUGGUGUUACCGCACCAAAUCCAGCUCCAAGGCAUGCAGCAGGAAAGCCCACAAACUGCAACAUGUGUUGUACUUGUGAGUUUCUCCUGCUAACGCCGCGGAUCAUCAGCCAUAAACUUGGGGGUAUCUGCUGAAUGAAAUGUAAACAUUAUAUUUUAGCUGAGCUUCUUACUGUGUGGUUAUCCCAUUGCUGUUGUCAAUAUAACUGUUGACACUGAAGCUUAGUGCAUCCUGACUGUAUACCUACCUGUUAUCUUGCUGGUCAUCAAGGGACAUGACAAGCAAAUUUAGAAAAUGUGUUUUAUUUCGCCGUCUGCUGUUCAUUUUUGGCUACUGUGGAGCUGGUGGUGGCAAGCUGACACUUUUCGAGUGCAUCAUUUUAUUUUUUUUCUGUUCAGUACUGUAUGUGACAUAUAUGAAACUGGAUUUAUUAUUUAAUCACUGACACUGUAUUUGUUUUAGUUGAGAUUAGAGACAGAGAGUAGUGAUUUCAGUACAGCUACACAAACACUCAUACGUAAAAUUUCAAAGUGAGCCUGUUGUCAAGAGUGUUGCUGUCAUGCAUUUUUCAUGUUUCGUGGCAGAACACAUUGUAAUGACUGGGGAAUUUUGCUGUUUUGCAGUACCAAACACUGGGAAUUCCAUUGCAGAUGUGUGCAUAGCGCACAGGCUGUAAAUAGCAAUUGGGCAAAGGUAUUUUAUCUUAAUCUUGGACUGGAUGCUACCACACACGGCACUGUGUCAAGUUAAAUUCAGACCUCUGUAUCAGAUGUAAACCUAUUCCUGUAAAUAUCCGUUACAGCAAAUGGAUAUUUUCUGUUACAGCCACAUUUGCAUCAUAUAUUACAUUGCAUUUGAUUUUAACUAUCAAAAGGCUCUUACAGUAUGUCUGUGGGUUUUCAAGGUCUGUUCCACCCAUACUUUACAACAUCAGCAUUGUUGUUACCUGUUCAGUUUUUUAAAGAGUAAAGACAAGUUCCUGGAAAAUAACAGCAAAAUGCUGUAAAACAGUAAUGAAAACAGGGGCUCACAAUGUCAAUGUCACUUCUGUUUUGUGAAACCAAACAUAAAACACAAAGUAAAAAAGGUUAUGAUAUACUAUAUUAUCCAAUUAGGUAUUUUUUUUUCUUUAUAUUCCAUAGUGCAGCAGUCAAUUGGGAUGAAGUGAGCCUGAAACUAUGAAAUCUGCCACUCAACCCAUGAAAAACCAAGCAAGGCUUUUUCUAACAAAAGCAAGUUGUUGUUGUAAGCACUUUACAUAUGAUUAUAUUCAAGGCAUUUGAAUGGGGUUUUCCACUUGAGUGGCAGUGGUUUGGAGUCUAAUUUUACAAAUGGAUUGGCGCCCAUUGUAAAGCUUAAGACAAAAAGCUCUGUUUCAAUGCUGAUAAUCCAGCUUGGCACUUAGCAGACUGUAUAUAAAUCUCUAAUGCUGUCUUUCUCUGUAUAUAAUUUUUUCCUGGCUUUUCUUUCUUUCUCAGUCAGAUUUCACUAUAUCAGAGCUCAACAAAUCCACAUGGCAUCAAAACUGUACAGACAGACAAUCCUUUUCUCUUUGUUUCCCUUCCAAAAAUGUUAUCAACUUUGCUUGUUUCUCACAAAUUACAUGAAAGGCUUGGGUGAGUAGUUUCUCUUCUCCGAGAUCUCACGGGGAAAACGCACACUCUGUACGCCGAGCGCACAGGAGGCUAAAGGAUGAGACAGCUUUGAAGUAAGAUGCAGUAAGAGGUUAUUAUACCUUCAGCCCUUCUGAGAGAUGCCCAGAUGCCCAGCAAUAUAUUGCAUUUGGCGCCACGAUGACUGUCAAGUAUGCCUGUGCCAUUUUUUUAUUUAUUUUCCUUAACAUUUAUGAGUGCAGGAAAAAAUUCUUUCCUUGAUAUUGGCAGGAGUCACUUACAAUGCAGAUGCUACAGUGUGACCCAGUUUGCAUGGAACAAGAUACAAUUUUCAUUUAUAUUAUUAUUUGCAUAUAUUAUGCAUCAUUUUACAUCCACAGCAUCCAAAAAUGUCCCACGUUCAAAUCUUACCAUAAUGCAGACAUUCAGCAUGUCUCUCCCUAAAAUUUGCCUUCCUGUCCAAAGGAUCCAGUUUUCCUUAUCUG
Messenger RNA from Xiphias gladius (swordfish), 5731 nucleotides. It is a transcript of the gene kirrel3b, whose product is annotated as kirre like nephrin family adhesion molecule 3b. Gene Ontology annotation, cellular component: cell-cell junction. The transcript is spliced from 17 exons. Gene Ontology annotation, biological process: synapse assembly; cell-cell adhesion. Lineage: Eukaryota; Metazoa; Chordata; Actinopteri; Istiophoriformes; Xiphiidae. The record is from RefSeq and is a predicted model, not a curated record. The coding region runs from base 259 to 2583 and encodes 774 amino acids. Gene Ontology annotation, molecular function: cell adhesion molecule binding.